Messenger RNA from Solea senegalensis (Senegalese sole), 4400 nucleotides. RefSeq names its product vitamin K epoxide reductase complex, subunit 1-like 1 (gene vkorc1l1). Gene Ontology annotation, molecular function: vitamin-K-epoxide reductase (warfarin-sensitive) activity. Gene Ontology annotation, biological process: vitamin K metabolic process; peptidyl-glutamic acid carboxylation. NCBI's taxonomy places the organism in Eukaryota, Metazoa, Chordata, Actinopteri, Pleuronectiformes, Soleidae. The transcript is spliced from 3 exons. Bases 31 to 591 code for a protein of 186 amino acids. The record is from RefSeq and is a predicted model, not a curated record.
GGCUGUGUUUCACGGGCGAGCUCGCUGCGUAUGUAUGCGUGUCUCCAGCUAGGCCAGGGAGUGAUGGCGGCGCCCGUCCUGAGAGUGUCCACCCCUCGGUGGGAAAGAAUAGCCAGGCUGCUCGUGUGCCUGCUCGGCAUCUUCCUGUCUCUUUAUGCUUUUCACGUCGAGAGGGAAAAAGCUCGGGAUUCGAGUUACACGGCAAUGUGCGACAUCAGCAGCUCCAUCAGCUGUUCGAAAGUGUUCAGCUCAAGGUGGGGUCGAGGUUUUGGUCUCUUGGGCUCAAUUUUUGGAAAUGACAGUGCACUGAACCAACCCAACAGUGUCUAUGGGAUUGCUUUUUAUGCCUUUCAGCUCCUACUAGGAAUGACUGUCAGUGCAAUGGCCGCCCUUAUUCUCAUGACGACAUCCAUCUUGUCGGUGGUGGGUUCACUCUACCUGGGCUACAUCCUCUACUUUGUCCUAAAGGACUACUGCGUCAUCUGCAUCACCACAUAUGCGCUGAACUUCAUUCUCUUUAUUCUCAACUACAAGCGACUAGUUUACUUGAAUGAGGCCUGGAAGCAGCAGCUUCAGGCCAAGCAGGACUAAGCUGUCAAGAACGGCAAGGAAAAAUACAACAAACAAAACACCAACAACAACAAAAAAGAAAUGACCUCUGAACAUUUGACUUGCCACCAGGAGACCUUGCUUCCAAAUGAUGUUUAUUCUGCUGUGUGUUCAAAAAAAAAAAAAUGAAGAAAUAUAACUUAAAUGUUGGGCCUGACAUCUCAGUGUUGAUUGCAAACAUGGAAGGAUUUGUAAGUGAAAACGGAUUUUCAUUUUUAACGUGUUUUACCUUGUUUAACAUUGUACUCACUUGAGGAUGGGGCUAGCUCUACGUGUGUGUGUGUGUGUGUGUGUGUGUCUGUGUGAGAGAGAGUGAGUGCGUGCGCAUAUGUGGGGAAACACAAUAACAUGAGCAAGCAGAGUCAAGAGGGCCACAACACAGAAUGAUGGUGGACAUUUCUCUUUUGAACAAAAAGGAUCGCAGCAUGGAAGAAAAAAUGGGACAUUAAAAAGUGGUUUACUUGAAAUGGUUAGUAAGGUCCUUAAUUAAUGACUGCACAGCAGAUCUGCACUAAACCUGGAAUGGAGUAAUGUGUCCCAAAAUUAGAUAAACACUUGUUAAGGUGAUCAUACAGUUUGCAGAUAAGGUUCUAUGGCAGGGUGGGCUGGCAAACAUUUAUACAGAAUCGUGUUUUUUUCCCCCCCUCCUCAUGUUUACACUUUGUUGAACAUUUCUUUUUGAGAAGGACCACUAAACUGAACAUGGGACAAUGUGAGAUAUUGUGUGUAGAUCAGUCAGAUUGUUUGUUUUUGCAAUUCUGUAAAUACUGCUGAGCAAUAUUUUAAGCUAGGUUGUGAUUUAGUGUUGACUCAAACUUAAAUGGGGAAAAAAAAGACAACAACUAACUGAACAGAAGAUAACAUGAGUAAAUCUGAGUAAAAACCCAACACAAUUAAUAAUCCCAGGGCAACAGUUUCUUCAGAGUCUAAAGAUGUGUUCGGGACACCGAGUCCUCUAAUCCUGGUCAGGCAUGCAGUUCAGAGUCGUGUGGAUUUCUUUGUUGUAAGUGGUUACUGUUUCAUCUCGCACCACUUGACACUAAUCUUUUAAACGGAACUAUCAGUUUUUCCUCAAGUUAGCAUAAAAAGCACCCUCCUCAUUUUUAGUCAUUGUUGUGAAGAGCAUUCCUGACCACCACACACGUGGAAUCCAUAAAGACUUAUGUGCCUAAAGGAAUGUUAAGGUGAAUUAUUAUUUUUUUUUUUUUUUUAAAUGUUUCGAUUGAGUACACACCAGUUUUACCUGUUGCAGGUGCAAGGCUUUAUCUUUUCACAGUUUUGUAAAAAAUUAAGAUACCAGUCACGUGUUUCUCCCUCCCCGAGUCUCAUUACGUAGCAAAGGCUACUACACUGUGACUGUGCUCAAGAGUAGAGUGGCCUGGUGGCAGAAACAUCUCUUAAUUUUUCUUUUGUUCACUGUCCAGGUCUGUAUACAUUUGAUGUCAAUUGAACAGUAGCGGUGAUCUUGCCAAGCUGAGUUACAGUUCAUUUGCAGGACUUAAAUAAAACUUGGAAACCUUUUUUUUUUUUUAUGAUUUGCUGACAGCAAUUACGGAAGUGGCACAUGGCAGAGGAUUCUUUAAGAAAACAAAGUGGUUUUGUUGAGCCAUAUGUGGGAUUUGUUUUUCCUCCAGUAGGACAGGCUGCUGAUGUUUUUGUCUCACUGAAGCUUCUCAUUAAGUGGUUGAUUUAACGAACAGUAGCGAGGUUUAAACCGAUGGAUUAUGAGAAAAAGCAAGCGCAGCUUGUUGUAUUGUCAUUUUAGUGACACAAUAGGACCACAGUCUUUUUUUCCCAUCCAGAAUCCACUGAAGUAUCAAGUUAACAGUUACAGUAUAUCCUGGCGGACAAUCUUCCACACGCUGUCCUUGAUCUUUAACAGUCGUAGUAAUAACUGUACUGUAACAUUGUGAUGUGGUGUUGAACCGGCUUGUUGACUAAGUUUUCACCGUCUCCUUUCUAACCCUUAACCCUUUUUGUUUUAAUAGAAUUCAAGUUCUCCUAGACUCUUGUGUUGUAGGGCGAAGGUUGUCAGUGGUCAGGAAAGUCAUUUCAGUGACAUGCUUCCUGUGAUAACUUAUGAAGUCAUCAGUUGUAAAUGGAAAUCGAGGUAAUGUUUUUUUUUUUGUUUUAUUUAUCUAGCUAUUUCAAACUGUGCAUCUGUUUUUGCAUGUUGUGACCAAUUUACUACACAUUGUAUGUAUGAUCGGUUGUUUCAUCACACUUUUCCAAAGCAGUAUGUGACUGUAAUUGAGUUUUUCAGGCAGAGAGUUUUUUCCGUUCGUUUCACAAUUAGCAUCGGACUUUAAGGGACGCCACACCUCCCUGUCCACUCUUUGUCAGCUCACUGUCAUACAUUUGAUUAAUGUGACACCAUUUGAAUGGCAGUUAUAAAUGGCAGCCACAACUAAACUUAACAGCAGCCCAGUCAGACAAACAAACCCUGGCUCUACCUUUAUGUCCUUCGUGUUCUUGAAAUGUCCAAUCUUUGAAACGCUUGUUUCAUGCUGCACAGAAAUGAAUGUGAGCCAGUAUCUGCUUGAAAAGAGAGACUCAUUUCACACUGAUUUGCUUUGGAAACCUUGUGCACAUGAUUAGUGGCAAGGUUGUCAUUGUCGUUUCUUGCACAGUAUUGUGUAUGCAGACUUACCAUCAGGUACUUUUUCCAUCUAAACUAAAGAAUUAGAUUCCACUGUCUUUGUCCUUUUUCCUGGGGAAAUUAUGCGCACUUAUAAAAGAAGGAUAAGGAUUCACUUGCACAAGUCUUUAAUGUGGAGGAGUCAAACUGACAUUACUUCCUAGUUUUUUUUUGUUGUUGUUUUUUGGGCAGCAACUGGAUGCUGUGAGAAUCAACCGUAGUACUGACAAGUGUAGGCUGGGUAGCCUGUUACGUCAGUGGUUCCAGUCAUAUGCAAAGCUAUUACACUAAGAUGUGUGCAGUUACUUUAAAGGAAUUUGGAUGUUAAAUGUUUGAAAAAAGAAAAAAUCUUUUGCUGGUAAAAGGAUUGCUUAAUUCUUAAUGUUGCGUCAUCAUGAAAUGUCAAAAAAGGUCAAGAUAGGCGAUGCUGCAUUUUCAUGAAACAUAUGUUUGGGGCCCUGAGGUAUAACUGCCAGGUUAGUUGCAUCACCAAUGCCAAUAAAAGUGCCUUUUGUCUGAUCACUAGGCCUUGAGCCAAAGACGAGCAACAGUAACAGCCUUGUAAAACAAAGAAUGGUAACUUAAACGGGCACUUCUGCUUGCCUUCCUUAAAAUGUAAUCUGAUGAAUUGGUAAUUCCCAAAGAUCAAUAUCCAGUGUCGGUGCAAAAGUUUUUUUCCCCCCUUCCUGAACUCCACCAUAUAAUUGCCAUCUUCCUUUCUUUUUUUCUAGCUAGGUCAUGUUUUGUUAGCUGCGAAUCCUCUACACGAUUGUCAGUUUCUCUUUCCGUCAUCGAUUAUGCCCUUUAGCUGUCUAGACUGUUAACAUUCUGCGUCAUUUUAAUAAAAAACAAAAGGUUGAGGGGGUGGAGGGCUUGGAAUCCAUGUGUCAGCAUAAAAUGUUAAUUCAAUUUCUUUCUGGAGGAAUACUUUGUGGGUUUGCUUCUGUAUUGCCAAAUAUGUUUUGAAAUGCUGUAUUUUCUUACAUGGAAAAGUGUUACAUGAAUGGUAGGAGGGUGCAGGGGAGAAAGUAAUCUGUUCAAAUCCACCUUAUCUUCAAGGGAAAAACUGUGGAAAAGGGUUGACAUGAGUACAUUUUAAAUUGUUUGAUUGUCAUGUGGAAAUGAUCUACCAUUAAAACAUUCCCUCUGAAAA